ACCUACGCAGUUCCAUCGUCAGAUUCAGAAAGCACAAAGCCGCAGCACAAAUUCUCUUUCGAAUAUUGGAGGAGAGAGAAACUGAACGCCCUCUCGCUCUAUAGAACAGCCAUCGCCACUAACAUCUGCGAUUCUUGACUUUUGAAGCUCUAUUCCUUCUCGUUCCCGAUUUUGGACAUUCAAGGAAGCCAUGUCGUACGCAUCUCGUGUUUUGUCUCACUCUAAAAAGCUGACAGUUCGUGGCUUUUCAAGUAGCAUAAGCACUUCCAUUGUAGGAACAAGGAGAACUGAAGUUUGUAGGACGAACACUGGAUUCAUUUCAAAAGUUGAUAAUCCCAAAAAUUGUUACACAGAAUCAAAUAUUGUCCUUUUCAAGGUCCGAUCUUUUGGAACACAUGGGUUGAGCAUGUUGAAGACAUCAAUGAAGAUGGGAACCCAAGUUAUGGGCUCAGUGUCCCAAGAAGGUUAUUCUUGCUCACAAGUCACAAGGAGAGGCUAUUCCUCAAAUUCAGAUCUUCCUCCUCACCAAGAGAUUGGGAUGCCUUCACUAUCACCAACAAUGACAGAGGGGAAUGUUGCUAGGUGGUUGAAAAAGGAAGGUGACAAGGUCUCUCCUGGUGAAGUUCUUUGCGAAAUUGAAACGGAUAAAGCCACUGUUGAGAUGGAGUGCAUGGAGGAAGGUUAUCUUGCAAAGAUUGUAAAAGGUGAUGGAGCCAAAGAGAUCCAAGUUGGUGGAAUAAUCGCCAUAACUGUAGAAGAGGAGGAGCACAUUGCUAAAUUCAAAGAUUAUAGUCCUUCGGAAUCUGACGCUGCUCCUGCUCCUGUUCCUGCCCCUAAACCAGCAACUGAUUCUGCCUCACCAAAAGAACAGAAGAUUGAAGAACCAAAGGUUGCCAAAACCAGUUCAGCUCCUCCUACUGAUGAUCGCAUAUUUGCUAGUCCUCUUGCACGGAAACUAGCAGAAGACAAUAAAGUGGAUCUUUCAAGUGUCAAGGGAACAGGUCCUGAUGGACGUGUAGUCAAAGCUGAUAUUGAAGAGUACUUGGCUUCUCGAGGUAAGGAAGCUCCAAAGGUGGGCCCCAAGGCUGGCACUACUGCCGCAGAUUACACAGAUCUCCCUGUUUCUCAAAUAAGAAAGAUCACAGCUUCGCGGUUGCUGCAGUCGAAACAAACCAUUCCCCAUUAUUAUUUGACUGUAGAUACUUGUGUCGAUAAGCUGAUGAACUUGCGGAGCCACCUGAACACUCUGCAGGAAGCUUCAGGUGGAAAGAGAAUAUCAGUUAAUGACCUAGUAAUCAAGGCUGCUGCUCUGGCUCUUCGAAAAGUUCCUCAAUGCAAUAGUUCAUGGACAAAUGAUUAUAUCCGCCAGUAUCAUAAUGUUAAUAUCAAUGUAGCCGUCCAGACAGAAAAUGGAUUGUUUGUUCCUGUGAUCAAGGAUGCUGACAAGAAAGGCCUGUCUAAGAUUUCUGAGGAGGUCAAACAAUUGGCACAGAAAGCAAAAGAUAACAGUUUGAAGCCCGAAGAUUAUGAGGGAGGAACUUUUACUGUGUCGAAUUUGGGAGGUCCUUUCGGUGUCAAACAAUUUUGUGCAAUUAUCAAUCCACCCCAAGCCGGUAUUCUUGCAGUUGGUUCUGCGGAAAAGCGAGUUGUACCCGGUUCAGGCACUGAGGAAUUCAAGUUUGCCAGCUUCAUGGCUAUAACAUUAAGCUGUGAUCAUCGCGUUAUCGAUGGUGCAAUUGGUGCGGAAUGGCUGAAGGCAUUCAAAGGCUAUAUUGAGAACCCCGAAACAAUGUUGCUAUAAGUUAAGUGAAUUUUUUCUUACUUUGAGGUUCAACGCUCUAAGUUAAGUGACGUUUCUCAAUUUUUCUUACUUACGGAAUCAACCCGAAUUCUUAAACAUGAGCAAAACCCCUCUUUUUUUUGGGUUGGGGUUCCCAAUCAAUAAUAAUAGGGGCAAGAGGUGUCUGGUAAUUUUGUUAAUAAAUGGGCAUAUUAUUUGCGAUUAAUUUGUUCGCUAAACGAGUACAUAAAAACCCCUCCCCCAUUCUGUUUGUAUUUCAUUUGAUUGAAAUACUUUUGAUCCAAAAGUAUUUAGCAAUUCAGUUUCAUUUCACCAGCAAA
Messenger RNA from Impatiens glandulifera, 2121 nucleotides. Its product is annotated as dihydrolipoyllysine-residue acetyltransferase component 3 of pyruvate dehydrogenase complex, mitochondrial-like. The transcript is spliced from 19 exons. The record is from RefSeq and is a predicted model, not a curated record. Gene Ontology annotation, cellular component: pyruvate dehydrogenase complex. NCBI's taxonomy places the organism in Eukaryota, Viridiplantae, Streptophyta, Magnoliopsida, Ericales, Balsaminaceae. Gene Ontology annotation, molecular function: dihydrolipoyllysine-residue acetyltransferase activity. Bases 191 to 1801 code for a protein of 536 amino acids. Gene Ontology annotation, biological process: pyruvate decarboxylation to acetyl-CoA.